This is a messenger RNA of Dinoponera quadriceps, 320 nucleotides long. Its product is annotated as alcohol dehydrogenase-like. The record is from RefSeq and is a predicted model, not a curated record. The annotation marks the transcript as partial. NCBI's taxonomy places the organism in Eukaryota, Metazoa, Arthropoda, Insecta, Hymenoptera, Formicidae. Gene Ontology annotation, molecular function: oxidoreductase activity, acting on the CH-OH group of donors, NAD or NADP as acceptor. The transcript has a single exon. Gene Ontology annotation, cellular component: cytoplasm.
UGUGCCAGUAAAUACGGAGUGGUCGGAUUCAGCCAAUGUCUGGCAAAUUUUCACUACUUGAGCAAAGUACGUGUCCUUACGUUAUGCCCGGGCUUCACGUCCACGCCGUUACUUAAUGUAACGCCCGAUCAAAUGCUGGACUUCGUCGACUUUAAUGUCUCCAACCUGAAGCAAUUGAUGAAACAACCGUCUGACAAUGUAUCGCGCGCGCUGCUACAUCUUUUGCGGAAUGCUAAAAACGGCACGAUCUGGGUGAGCACAGAAAAUCAUCCAGCGUACGCUGUGGAGAUUCCUCAUUUUUCCGAACUAGCUGUAGCUAU